Molecule: messenger RNA, 1131 nt
Organism: Arxiozyma heterogenica
Lineage: Eukaryota; Fungi; Ascomycota; Saccharomycetes; Saccharomycetales; Saccharomycetaceae
Exons: 1
Coding region: 1-1131 (376 amino acids)
Biological process (GO): mitotic cell cycle phase transition; regulation of cyclin-dependent protein serine/threonine kinase activity
Cellular component (GO): nucleus; cyclin-dependent protein kinase holoenzyme complex; cytoplasm
Molecular function (GO): cyclin-dependent protein serine/threonine kinase regulator activity
Source: RefSeq, a predicted model, not a curated record
AUGUAUUCCAAGUCCCAGGAAAGGCAAGCUUUAGCAGACGUAUCUAUUAACCAACCAUUAUUACCAUCUGCGAUCACUUUCACAAAUCUACAUGCAGAUCCAAAUAAAAUAUUUAAAUGGAGAAGGCAACAAAGCCUAACAAACAGUUUCAUUGCAUCCCCAAUGGUAUCUCUAACUAAAAAAAGGUCAAUUGAUUAUAUAGAUGUUCAAGAUAAAUUGUCCCAAAAGAAACUGAAAAUAUGGAAAAAUUUCCAAGAGUCUGACAAUGACAUUGAUAGUAAUAGCACUAAUGAUAUCAAAAUGGUCAAAGAAUACAACUCCGACAUCUUUAAGUAUUUCUACCAAAGGGAACCUAUAUUAUCCCCCGCUUUCAAUUAUACAAAGGACAAACAUUCAAUGUGUUAUCUAAGACCCAAAUUAAGAACUAUAUUGGUGGAUUGGAUAGUCCAAGUUCAUGAAAAAUUUCAAUGCGUUUCUGAAACGUUAUUAUUGUCUAUUAAUAUAAUGGAUAGAUUCUUAUCUACAUCUAAAGUUUCUACUUCAAAAUUACAAUUGGUCGCUAUAACUUCUCUAUUUAUUGCCUCUAAAUUCUAUGAGAUUAACUUACCUAAAAUCUCCAAUUAUGCAUACGUCACAGAUGGCGCUGCUUCUAUCCGUGAUAUUAAACUUGCAGAAUAUCAAAUCUUGAAAGCAUUGAAUUUUGAGAUUGCAUGGCCAAACCCAAUGGAUUUCAUUAGAAGAAUAUCCAAAUCUGAUAACUAUGACGAAAGAACAAGAAAAUAUGCUAAGAUGAUCAUUGAAUUUGCAUAUUGUUCAACUUUAUUCAUUCAUUUGAAACCUUCUUUACUUAGUGUUUUAUCCAUGUAUAUUGCCAAAAAGAUGACCAUGCAAUCUGUAGAAAAGGAUAAACAAGAAACAGAAGAAAAUUUAAUUAAAUGGCUUACCCCAUUUUUAAAUAAUGAAGAUUAUCAUGAUUUAAAGGAUUCUUCUAGAAUCAUAAAGAAAUAUUCCUCAUUAUUGCUUGAUGAAAUAAUUAAUCCAUCUAUGAAAAUUGAAUGUUUGAUUCAAAAGUUUAAGGAUCAAAAUACUUACAAUGAUUUCAUUAAAAAUUGUAAAGCAUUAAAAAAUUAA